Messenger RNA from Branchiostoma floridae (Florida lancelet), 1401 nucleotides. RefSeq lists its product as uncharacterized. The record is from RefSeq and is a predicted model, not a curated record. NCBI's taxonomy places the organism in Eukaryota, Metazoa, Chordata, Leptocardii, Amphioxiformes, Branchiostomatidae. Bases 9 to 1385 code for a protein of 458 amino acids. The transcript has 3 exons.
UUUUCAAAAUGGCCGACCAAAUCGAACAAGCAGGGCAGGCCGUUGCCCAGCCCGUGUUAGAAAUGGUGGCUGAAUGGGGCAGGGUGUACCUGAGAAUCACUGACGUCUGGUUAGCUCGAGGGGUCGCUAUCGGUGCGUUCUACCUAGCUAACAGGGCUCUGACUAUGCUAGCUGUCCGUCGGGCUGUUGAGAGGAGGGACCCCGACAACCCCGACCAGCCAGCCGACCCACAGGUGGGGUUGGAAGCAGAGGUGGACUCCCUCCUGGUUCCUGUCAUCUUCUACUCCCAGUUGGGCUAUGAAUACUUCGCAUCCAUUUCGAAUGGCCCCUUUCUCAAGUCUUGCCUCCAGCGAGAGAUGGAAAAGAUUGGCUAUGAGAGGAAGAUUAAGCUGAGUCUGACCAGGUGGAACCUACCAAACCUGCCCGAGGAUAGAGCUGUGCAAGAAGAGAAGGCGAGAGAAGAGGGUAGUGUGACAGAUACUCCUGAAGAGGAGAAAGAGGAGGCAAUGGAAGUCACGAAGCCAUUAUUGCAUGUGGAACUUCAGGACGGCCCACUGAAGGAGCUCACAGCCAACCUCCAGCCAUACAAGGACCUUCCAACUGCUCAGAGGUUCUUCAAAGCCUACAGCUGUCUGGAAAAGGCUGUGGUCAUCCUGAAUAGUGCCAGCAGUAGUGGAUACAAGGAGGGAGAGGGGGUUGAGCACUUGCUGGAAGGUCUCAUGCUGAUGGAAUGUGUGGGGCCUGACGCAGUCAACCCUGUACUGUACGACCGAUCCUGGCUGCACCUAGACAAAACACACCUGGAUAACCACGUCUUCGCACAGCUCCAGGCUAAUCCUAACAGCACCCCCUGUCUGCUGAUACAGGCACUGCAGCUUCCUCACGGACAUACGAGAAUCGAUGCCAUAAAUCAUGUGAUUGACAUUGUUCUACAGCAUGGAGACACAGACCCCAUCUACAAGCACCUGACGUACAUGUACUGUGCUCUAGGAAUCACGACAUUGGCAGUCACCAAACAGGCAGGCCUAGCUCUAUCGGCUUAUGCGAGCGCCUUGAUGUACAAACCGGACGACAUGCUGACGUUACAACUCACAGCGCUGUGCUCCGUAUCUGUGUCAGUGUCACAGGCCAUCAGGCAGUUUCGUCACUUCCUUGCCAAAGCGCCAUCGUGCCACGAAGCAGUGCCCUGGGCACUGUACCACCUGGCUAGUUUAUACAGCCAGCAGGACACGUAUGUCCACAGGGACACAAUCCUGCACUACUAUAACAUGGCCCAGGAAGCCGAUACAAACAGGCUGCCUGCUUUCAAACAAGUCCAAAGUGAACACACAGAACCUGCUAGUAAGGGGUACAAACAAGUCAUGGUAUAUGUACAGGCUUCGUAAUCAAUUAAAUUGUGAA